UCGCUCAUCAAACAACAUAUAGCCGCGUCUCCUCAUCUAAUCCAACGCCACCGUGAUCAUCGAUGGCAUACGAGACGUCGUCUGACCACCAGCUUGCGGCGGCGGCGGAGUUUCUAGCCGCGCUGCAGGUGCACCUCGCCGGCGCCGAGGCGUCGUCGCCGACGUGGGGGGGCCGGUGCGCGUACGACGAGGACUUCAUGAUGUACGAGUUCAAGGUCCGGCGGUGCCCUCGCUCGCGGGCGCACGAGUGGACGUCGUGCCCGUACGCCCACCCGGGCGAGGCCGCGCGGCGCCGCGACCCGAGCCACGUCACCUACACCGGCGAGCCGUGCCCGGACUUCCGCGUCGCCGCCCGCGCCGCAUGCCCGCGCGGCUCCGGGUGCCCGUUCGCGCACGGGACCUUCGAGACGUGGCUGCACCCGUCGCGCUACCGCACGCGGCCGUGCCGCUCCGGCAUGCUGUGCGCUCGCCCGGUAUGCUUCUUCGCCCACAACGACAAGGAGCUGCGGAUCGUGGGCGACGACGCUGCCGCCGCCACGCCCUCGCCGAGGUCCCCGUUCACGACGUCGGAGGACUCACCUCCGCCGUCUCCGAUGGACAUGAAGCAGAUUGUCCUUGCAAUGCAACAGAUGGAUGCGAGGAAGGCGACGCGAUCGGUCGCUCCAAAAACGGACAUGUUACAGCAGGAGCUGGAAGAGGACGCUCCGGAACUGGGAUGGGUGUCUGACCUGUUGAUGUGAAACUUGCAUUUUGAGAUGUACAAAUUAUUUAUAUAAUUUAUUUUCAACAGAAAUGUAUUCUGUAUUCUAUAUUCUGUAACGUAAUUUCAAGUAUAUAUAUAGGCUUGGUCCUCGUGUAAGAGAACUACAUGAUGUAGACUUUUUAUUCGAAAUCUGUGUAUCUUUGUGCCUAUAUAUUUUCGCUCAAGUAAGAGCUUCGUAUGUAUCUCCAAUUGAAUUUUCUGAAAUAAUAAUGAGCUUUUCGUUGUA
Molecule: messenger RNA, 989 nt
Organism: Oryza sativa Japonica Group (Japanese rice)
Lineage: Eukaryota; Viridiplantae; Streptophyta; Magnoliopsida; Poales; Poaceae
Source: RefSeq, a predicted model, not a curated record